Messenger RNA from Acaulospora morrowiae, 806 nucleotides. Lineage: Eukaryota; Fungi; Glomeromycota; Glomeromycetes; Diversisporales; Acaulosporaceae. The record is from the annotation of a GenBank genome assembly.
UCUAUAACCAAAUUGCAGAUAUUCUUGAAGAUAAUGAUUAUGAUGAUGGUUCGUAUGGACCAAUUUUAAUUCGUCUGGCAUGGCACGCUUCUGGUACAUAUGAUAAGAGCACUAAUACUGGAGGCAGUGAUGGUGCCGCAAUGAGGUUUCCACCAGAGGCCGAAUACGGUGCCAAUAUCGGAUUAAAAAUAGCGAGAGACAAAUUGGAGCCUAUAAAAAAGGCAAAUCCAGAAAUAUCGUACGCGGAUCUAUGGAGUCUAGGUGGUGUCGUCGCAAUUCAAGAAAUGGGUGGUCCGAUUAUUCCGUGGAUACCUGGCCGCAAAGACGCAGAUGCAUCGGUUUCUACUCCCGAUGGCCGUCUCCCUGAUGCCUCUAAGGGUUCAAGUCAUCUUCGCGAUAUUUUUUACCGAAUGGGAUUUAAUGACAAAGAAAUUGUUGCGCUUGCUGGAGCCCACGCUCUCGGCAGGUGUCAUCCCGAUAGAUCGGGUUACGAAGGUCCAUGGACUUCUUCACCUACUGUAUUUACCAAUGGUUAUUAUAAAGAACUUCUGGAAAAGAAAUGGGUGGAGAAGAAAUGGAAGGGACCAAAACAAUAUGUUGAUAAAGAAACAGGUGAGCUUAUGAUGCUCCCUGCAGAUUUGGCAUUGAUUCAAGAUAAGGCAAUGAAACCGAUAGUUGAGGAAUAUGCUAAGAAUGAAGAAUUGUUUUUCAAAGACUUUGCGGCAGCAUUCCAUAAACUUCAAGAACUCGGUGUACCAAGAACUGGAGAAGAGAAAGUAUACAAGUUUAAGAGAACUGGCGAAUGA